AUGCCCCUGGAGUAUCACAAGUUUCGCCAGGCCGUGGAUGAGCAGUGGGAUCUCACGAGGAUCCUCACGGAGUUUGUAUUCAUGGAGAUUCGUCUGGACAAGGAGUCCACCGACCUGAUGCCCAUCGUGAGCCCACAACUCAGCCCACCCGAUGCCGUGCGUCGCAUCAAAGAGCACCUAUCUAGGUUGUUCGUGCUCAUGUACAACCUUCUGGCCGCUGUGAACGACCGGGAGGGCGAUGUUCAACAAAGGGCCGCUUUACACCGCUUUCGCGGUAUCAAGGAACCCGGCAAUAAGGUCCUCUUGACUAUCGCCAAAGAGGACCUACAGGGUUACUCGACGACCUUGCCGAGUCUUGACCCGGGGACCCCCGCCGCCGACAUGGUGCUGCACAUGCAGCACAACUUCUCCUCCGCUUUCGACGUGUUUACCGACCGCCUCCCCGCGAACGCCUUGUCGUACGCUCUGUCGGGAUGCCGCAAGCGCAUGCGCAAGGCCGUCUUGGAAGAGCAAAUGAAGGAGAAGCACGCCAGGAACAAGGAGCAGGCCAAGGCCCAGGGAAAACGCGUUCGGCCCAGGCACACGGCCAAGGCGAGUGCGAAUACGAGCACGAAUACAAAAGUGAAGGGGGCGGGGAAUGCGAAGGCGCAGGGUAAACGGGCCGGGCGAAACGCGCCAAUCGAGCCGGAAGGCAUUAUCACGUACACUGACCGCAACACUGCUCAAGGCAAUGCCGUUACGAGAGAGCUGGGCAUCGCUGGCUCUGAUGGGGACAUCCAGUCACCCGUAUGCCCUGAUGAGAGCAGCAUGGAUAUGAGCGAUAUGGCUGUUGAUGCUUGCAACACGACCGCUGAGACUCAGGCGGCACCACUUGCUCCAGGUGCCGUCGCCACCUCACAGGAGCAUUCAAGCCUCCCGGACGGACAACCGGAGCACACGUCGAUCAUCGAGGAAAAAGACCAGUUCUUCGAGUGGAAGAAGAGCGGACGUAGCAUAUUGGAAGUGUCGAACCGGAGCACAGGCCGCCCCCAGUAG
Molecule: messenger RNA, 1035 nt
Organism: Fomitopsis serialis
Lineage: Eukaryota; Fungi; Basidiomycota; Agaricomycetes; Polyporales; Fomitopsidaceae
Exons: 6
Coding region: 1-1035 (344 amino acids)
Source: RefSeq, a predicted model, not a curated record